This is a messenger RNA of Myotis myotis, 2943 nucleotides long. RefSeq names its product bifunctional apoptosis regulator (gene BFAR). Lineage: Eukaryota; Metazoa; Chordata; Mammalia; Chiroptera; Vespertilionidae. The record is from RefSeq and is a predicted model, not a curated record. Bases 278 to 1630 code for a protein of 450 amino acids. Gene Ontology annotation, molecular function: ubiquitin protein ligase activity; protein binding. Gene Ontology annotation, biological process: proteasome-mediated ubiquitin-dependent protein catabolic process. The transcript has 8 exons. Gene Ontology annotation, cellular component: nucleus.
GCGGGGAGUGGCCGCUCUAGGCAGCGGGGAGGUCGCGGGGUGGGGGAGCUGGGAAACAACUGCGACCUUUCCUCUAUGGUCGGAGCCCCGGGCACCUUCCCUGGCGUCUUAGGUUACUUCCGGAAGUGAAGCUGCCACCUCCUCUACUUCCGCGGGGUCCAGCCUGGGGCAGCGGACGGGUGGGCCCCGGCUUGAGCGCAGUGAUUUAACGAUGCUUUACAGCAGUUUUCUAAGUCUGAAAUUUUCUAUGCCUGUGAAUCCCACAAUUUGCUAAGAGAUGGAGGAAUCUCAGCAACAUGACCUGAACACGAUGACCCUUGAGAAAGACGAUCCCCUCGAGAGCACCAGCCCUCAGAUUUCUGUUAGUGAAUUUUCUUGCCACUGCUGUUACGACAUCCUGAUUAACCCCACCACCUUGAACUGUGGGCACAGCUUCUGCCGGCACUGCCUAGCUUUAUGGUGGACCUCUUCAAAGAAAACAGAGUGUCCAGAAUGCAGAGAAAAAUGGGAAGGUUUCCCCAAAGUCAAUAUUCUCCUCAGGGAUGCCAUUGAAAAGUUAUUUCCUGAUGCCGUUAGGAUGCGAUUGGAAGACGUUCAGCAGAAUAAUGACAUAGUCCAGAGCCUUGCAGCCUUUCAGAAAUAUGGGAAUGAUCAGAUUUCUUUAGCUCCCAACGCAGGCCGAGUGAAUCAGCAGAGAGGAGGGGGAUUCUUUUCAGGAGUGCUCUCAGCUUUAACUGGUGUGGCAGUGGUCCUGCUCGUGUAUCACUGGAGCAGCAGGGAGUCUGAGCAUGACCUCCUGGUCCACAAGGCUGUGGCCAAAUGGACAGCGGAAGAAGUUGUCCUCUGGCUGGAGCAGCUGGGCCCUUGGGCCUCUCUCUACAGAGACAGGUUUUUAGCCGAAAGAGUAAAUGGAAGAUUGCUUUUAACUUUAACAGAGGAAGAAUUUUCAAGGGCACCGUAUACCAUAGAAAACAGCAGCCACAGAAGAGCCAUCCUCAUGGAAUUGGAGCGUGUCAAAGCACUAGGCGUGAAGCCCCCCCAAAAUCUCUGGGAAUAUAAGGCUGUGAACCCAGGCAGGUCCCUGUUCCUGCUGUAUGCCCUCAGGAGUUCCCCCAGACUUGGUCUGCUGUACCUCUACCUGUUUGACUACACAGACACCUUCCUACCCUUCAUCCACACCAUCUGUCCUCUGCAAGAAGACAGCUCUGAGGAGGACAUCUUCACCAAACUUCUGGAUCUUAGAGAGCCCACAUGGAAGCAGUGGAGAGAAUUCCUUGUCAAAUACUCCUUCCUUCCGUACCAGCUGAUUGCUGAAUUUGCUUGGGACUGGCUGGAAGUCCAUUAUUGGACGUCUCGGUUUCUCAUCGUCAAUGCCAUGUUACUGUCGGUUCUGGAAUUAUUCUCCUUUUGGAGGAUCUGGUCAAGAAGUGAACUGAAGACUGUGCCUCAGAGGAUGUGGAGCCAUUUUUGGAAAGUAUCAACACAGGGGCUUUUUGUGGCCAUGUUCUGGCCCCUCAUUCCUCAGUUUGUUUGCAACUGUUUAUUUUACUGGGCCCUGUACUUUAACCCAAUUAUUAACAUUGAUCUUGUGGUCAAGGAAGUCCGACGGCUGGAAACCCAAGUUUUUUGAGUGGCACUGCCCACGCUCUGAGGGACUCCUCCAGCCUCCCUGACGUCUGAGCUUUGAUGCUUGAGUGAAGAGGGGUUGGGAGUGCACAACUUCCUAUUUUCUUUCCCUAGUAAACAAGGUGCUGCUUUCUCUGUCAAAGCCUACAACCAGGUCCUCUCUCCCUCUGCCUUGGUCAUUGUGGCAGCAGGGACUGACAUCCCAGAGCCAGGCCGGCACAGCAGCACCUCCCACCUACCCUCCUUGCUCACAGGAACUUGGGAGGCCCCGUCCACUACAGCUUGCAAGGAACCAGGGUCCUCAGAGGAUGUGGUGUGGGCGACAUCAGAAGGCUGCCACAUCAGCAGUCCUAACCUCAGUGACUGACAAAAGCUCCCAGGGCAAGUUGGAGUUCUGAGACUCAGCCCAAGAUCCGGCUUAUUGGGGCCAGGCCUGUCCUCUAAGUCAAGUUUAGGAAAAUGGGAGAAGACUUUGUCAUAGGCAUAGACAGUUGCACUCAAAAAAAUACAGAGGAAAAACCAAAAUUCAGUAGACAAUUGUUUUAUUGAAGAGUUGCUAAGAAGUUGAAGAGUUAAAUAUCUAAAAGAUGCAGUUUGAGACUAGAAUGAUGGUUACACUCACCCUGUUUCUACUAAUCAUUGAAAGUUUGGAUCCCUUUCUCUGAAUGGGGGGAUUGAGUGGGAUGUCAGGGUAACAGAGGUGGGUAUCAGGCUGUGCUGCCUCAGUGCCACUUAGAAUUGCCUUGGCACUGGCCAGGUGGCUCGGUUGGAACGUCAUCCUGUUCAUCAGAAGGUUGCAGAUUCAAGUCCCAGUCUGGGCCUGUACAGGAGGCAACCAAUCAAUGUUUUGCUCACAUUGAUGUUUCUCUCCCUUCUCUAAAAUCAGUUUAAAAAAAAUUUUUUUAAAAGCAUAUCCUUGGGUGAGGAUUUAAAAAAUGGUUUUGUUUUGGGGUUUGCUUUGUUUUGGAUAAUUUAACCCAAAAUCCAGGAGAGUCCUUUUGUUUAAUGAAGCAUUUUACACAUUGACCUCACACUGUAUAAUCUCUAUCAUCUUGUUUUGAUGUAUAAAACAGCAAGUGUAAUUACACCAAGUGCUGUAAUUGUAAAUAUGAAUGAGAUAAACUAUGCCUCUUAUUUCAUUCUAAUAUGAUCCAUGAUGGGCCUCGCAGAGAUAAAUUUGCAUCCAAAGGGUUUCUUUGUGACUCCAUGAAACAUUCAUUAAUACUUUGUAUCUUUGAAGAUUUCACUCAAACUUUGCAUCUGAAAGUUUAAAAAAUGAGUUGAAAUAAAAAUAAAAUAUUUUUUAUAAAGACAAAA